CGGCGGCUGAGGGCGCAGCCAUGGCCCAGGCGGCGGCGGCGGGGAGGCGGCAGCGGCGGCGCCGAGGCGCGAGGCCCUGCUGAGGGCGGGGCCCGGAGACCGAACCGCCCGCCCGGGGACCGGCCGACCCCCGCUGAGACCCGGAGCCGCCCCAAGCUGGAGAGCCGGGGCCCGGCGGCGGUGCUGGGAGUCGGGUACCAGCCCCCGGCGCCCCCCGCCGCCGGGGCCCCGCUGACCCCGCACAAGAGGAUGAAGAAGCGCAAGGAGCUCAACGCGCUGAUCGGCCUGGCCGGGGACGGCCGCCGGAAGAAGCUGCCCAAGAAGGGGUCGGGCCACCGGCUGCUCCGCACCGAGCCGCCCGCCUCCGACUCCGAGUCCAGCUCCGAGGGCGACGAGGACGAGUUCGGGCCGCCGGGCACCCGCUCCCGCUUCGCCAAGGGAGAAUACCUGCGAUGCUGCAAGCUCUGUUAUCCACUAUGUGCUUUUGUCAUUCUGGCUGCUUGUGUGGUAGCUUGCGUUGGCUUAGUAUGGAUGCAGGUUGCCCUCAAGGAAGAUCUGGAUGCACUAAAGGAAAAAUUUCGAACUAUGGAAUCUAAUCAAAAAACAUCAUUCCAAGAGAUCCCCAAAUUAAAUGAAGAUCUGCUUGAUAAGCAAAAGCACCUUGAGAAAAUAGAGACUGGAGACAUGGGACUAAAUAAAAUUUGGAUAAAUAUCACUGAGAUCAAUAAACAGAUAUUGUUUUUGACAUCAGCAGUAAAUCACCUCAAAGCCAACAUCAAGUCUGCUUCUGAUUUGAUUACUCUUCCUGUUACUGUAGAGGAACUUCAGAAGAGCGUAGCUACAAUAGGUAGCACUCUAACCAGUGUUGCUCAUGAUGUUGAGGCUAUGCAGGCGGCGAUUGAAGAACACAAGAAAACCACAGAAAGGCUCCAGAAUGAUUUGAAUGAAUACAUUAAAGAAAAUGGAGAAAAACAGAUAUCUUCACUUUCCGCAACUGUCAGUCCAAGAAUUAGCAAUGGAAAUCAGAGUGAGAAUUUUAAACAGGAUAACCAGUUCCUGCAUGCCACGGUAGAAGAGAUAAAUGCUUCCUUAGUGGCGUACCAAAAGCUCAAUGAUCUGAAGCUUCUAAGUGUGGAUACAACAAUCAGUAAUAUAACUCGAAGGGUUACGUGGUUAGAAAACUCUGUGGUUGCUGUGAAUAUGUUGGAAAACAGAGAGAAUUUGUCCACUACUGUGGUGGGUAAUACAACUACCUCCCCAAAAGUGGAAAGUCAAGAUCAACUAGAGAAUGAAACUGGUGCAGAAAAAGCACAGAAUGCAAAGAAAAUAGAAAAUGUAGAUCAUCAGGUAUCAAAACUAAGAGAGAAGCUUCAACUGAUCAAUGCUCUCACAAGCAAGCCAGAAAAUGAAAGAUCUGAGGCAUCAAAAAAAGGUGGAAAAAUGCAGACUGCUACGUCAAAGCCUACAAAUCUUCCAAAACUUUUAUCGAGAAUGGUUGGAGGCAACAUGGAGAGAAAUGGACACCCAAGACGCUUGUCAUUACCAGGAAUUGCCACCAUAAAAGAUCUUCAGGAUUUGUUUGAAAAGACAGAUCAAGGCAUUGAUGGAAAGCUAUCCUAUGAAGAUCUCCAAACUCUGGUUGGCUUGGCAAUACAAGAGCCACAGAGCUUUAAGGAAUUUGAUACAGACGGGGAUGAAAAAUACUCAUUACCAGAACUGAGAUUAGCUUUAGGUGUAUAGCAUACAUAUUUAGCAAUGCAGUAUUGAUGAACUUUACUGUAGCUACUGAAAACUGCAAAAGCUACAUCUGCACUUUGCCCAGCAUUCUUCAAAUCUUUGGAGCCAACUUUAUGUACAUGUUGCCACCUUUUUAAUUUGCAUUCUUUCGAUAUAUUUAAAGAUUUUUAAAGGGUUUUAUGUAUGGCAUAAUGUUAGGAAGUUCCUUCAAAAUUCCAGGAAGAUCAUAAACUCAAACUACAUUAGGAAUAGUCAGCCAACAUUUUCUUUCCCUUUAAGGGGCAUUCUUGUGUUUAAAUUGGAACAUGUGUACAUAUAGACAAACCCAUGUUUUAUAUUUCACAUAAAUUUGCCUUAAAUUAGAGAGCUGCACUUUAUAUAGAGCCAGAAGAAAUCUGUCUUUUAAAGGUAGGCCUUUUCUUCGUGUAAAUAUUUGAAAUUGAAUAAAUUAUGCAUAUUUUGGGGAGAAGGGGUGUUUUCAGGGUUGCGUUGAUAACCACGCUGGUUUGUAAAACAUAAAAAUGCCGGAUAGUCUGGAGGCAGAGGGUAUUUCAGUUUCCACUUGGAUUUUAAAUUGCCAGUGCAUCCAGGGAUGGUGUUUGAGUUCAGACUGAGGCAGAUGCAAGGCAUGAUUUCUCAUGCCAUCCUACAGAGGGCUUUCAUUUUAAGAGGCAAGGAGUGAGAAACUUAUUGUUUCUUUUUACAUCAUGAGCCCAUCCGAAUAAUGACAUGAUUGGGACUAGGUAAGCUAGCAGCUUAUGACCCAGUUCAGUGUUUCCUUUUAACUUUGUUGCAUCCAGGGUUAUAAUUUGUGGGAAGAGGAUGGCUGUAAGGGGGGGAAACUAUUGGAACAUUUUAAUUGACUCUUAAAGUUUAAAGCAACCUUGUCCCCUGAAGCUGCUGCCGGCUGCCAUCAUGACAAGAUAACUUGCAACCCUACCCUCCAUGUACUUGGCAAGCUUACAAGUGCGAUAAUGGUCUCCCUGACUGAUCAUGGGUGUUUAUUUUUAACAGGGCUUCUGAUGCUCCCAGUUUCUUCCUUCUGAUAUUGUUUCAUGUUGUUAGUCUAUCCAUGACCACGAGCAGUUUGUUUCUAAACAAACCUCUUUGUGCUGCAGUGUCACCAACAGUAUGGGAAAGCCUACAAUAAAGAGAACUUGGAUGCAGUUUCCUUGCUGCAUGAAUGUUCACAGUUCUUAGGAUCUUAGACGACUGUAUAUUCUUCUCAUUCAAACGGGGACAAAAGGCAGGUGCGGGGUAAGAUUGUACUACAUAUAAUUUUUUUAUUGAUGAGUGCAAUAUAAAUUUUCUUCACUAUAGGUAUUGCUUUGACCUUGAAACCAAUAUCCACACUCAGAGAAGAACAUACUAAUAUGUUCAUACUAUAAAUCUAAACUUGAAGACUGCAAUAUCCAGAAGCUUUCUCUGGACCAUACAGAAAGGCUUUUGCAAAAUGUAGUAUCCCGCAGGCCAGAUCAGGGACAAAUUAGACUUUAUACAAAUCGUUUCAUUGGCCACAAGCAAAAUUCAUAGCUCAUUUUUUGUGGUCAUUUGAAUAUUGAUUUAGUGGACUGUGAAAUACACUGAUGGUCUAUCGAUAUGGGCUAUCUGGAAGUCUGUUCAUAGUUAAUUUUAUGUGACUUUGAAUGGGAUGUUUAUAAUUUUUACAAGGAAAUAUUCUCUGGAAGUAUUCAAAUCAGUGAAAGGUUUAGCAAAAUGGAACCCUUUCCUAGGUUAUCUAGUCUGUUUCACCAUCACUCUUCUGUCCUGUUUUGGGCAUGUUUGCUUUGCUCAACAGGGAGAUGCUUUCAUUGAUGUGAAGUUUUGAAAUGCAGUAUAAUCUGGCUUCUAAGGCAAGUAGAAGUCAACACUCGCUUCUUCUGACCAGUUUCCACACCCCUUUUAUACACUUCUGUAUAAAUCCCUUAACCAAAUAAAAAUUCUAGCAAUAAAAAAUAACCAUUCUGGUAUUUUAUUUGUACAUUGUGUAUCAUAGCUGUAUGCCAGAAUUUGCACGGUAUUUUUGCAAGGUUUAUUUGUAUGAAACAAAACUUCGGUAAGGUAAAACUCAGAAUUGUCUAUAAUCGCAACUUUAAAUGUUUUCCUUGUUGCAGUUUGUUUUAAUUUUGCAGGGUUCUUCUAUGGUAAUGAGAAAUCUUACUCAAACAAAACUCUCUGGAAAGAGUGCAUGCAUCUCUGAUCUCUAGUAUUUUUAUGUCCUGUACAUGGCAGUGGCACUGAAUUGAUCAAUUAUUGAGGCACUAAGACAUGAGACCAUUUUGUAGUGCUGGUUAACCUUGGUUAUUGUGCAUCUUGGAUACAUAUUGCCAUCUCUAAGGUCAUUAAUUGGCCUUGCCACAAGGUCUGCAGCCUUACUAUGAUUGUGGAGUGGACAUGUACAAGAAAUUUAACAAACUAGGGUCAUUUAAAAGUACAGUGAAUUAUUGUUUGUUGCUGACUAGUUCUUUUUCCAUUUAAUUUUGGCCCGCAGGCAGCCAUCCUAAUUUCAAAGUAUUGCUCAGCAUUCAAAUGCUCAAGACUUGUACUGCUUCUCAGUUGCCACUGAUGUUAUCAAUCCAUGUGCUGGCCUAGGUUGUUAGGUAAGGCACCAGCAGGCUUUUGCUGAUAGUCCAAAGCCCUUAUCUACACUAGUGUUGACUGGUCAGUGGUAGCGGCAGGUCUGUUAAACACUUACCUAGAUUUGCUCUCAGCAGGGUGAGAUGACUGGUGGCUGGUCUACAUUUGCACCACCUGGCACUAGUGGGAAAUCAAGCCAAAAAGUGUAACAGUCUAAUCGAGCCACAGUUGGUGAGACUUUUUUAAUCAUGUUCUGUCAGCCAUGGGACUUAAUGCUUCCCCCCACAAUCGGAACAGCUCUUCCAAAAUGAAACAGUGGGAUAGUUCAUGGAAGAUACAUGGAUCCUAAAUUCUAGUCUUUCACUGUGGUUAACUCCAUGGAUUCCAGUGUAGUUACUCUUUACUUACCCUAGAAAGGCUCAACCAUGGUCACUAGGAUGCGGUACUUAAAGGGAGAUGCUGCCACAGAAGUACCAGUGAAACUUUAUUAGACAUUGGCUAGUGGAAGCCCAAGCAGGAAAGGGUUAAGUCUGAGAAGCAGAGGUGGGUUUAAGGAGAUGGGUUUACUUUGGGAGAGUGGAUGGAGAAAAGGACUUGACAGAGGUCUUGGCAGCAGUGGAAGUUUGAAAAAGGUUGCUUCUAAGCAUUGGGAAAGGGACAGGAGAGAAGGUACAUCACUCUAUUAAAUGGGCUUUUAAAAUCAUUGACUUUCAAUGCUCUUAACUUAAUGAUGUAGACUCCUGUUUGAGAAUACCUACAUGAGAGAGACCUCUGGAUGCUCCUGUUAAACUAGUACUAAAGCAUUGCACUGGUGUAGCCAAUUGCUGUCCAGGAUUCUUAAACACCCAUUUUAUAACCUAUCCUAGAAUUGUAAAUAAUUACCAAGUUGUUUUGCAGUGAUUUUUUUUGUAGUUUUGUUUCCAUAUAUGUUAUGUUCUUGCCUGCUAACUUGUUUUUAAACUUAGAUUUACUAAACUCAGAUUUUUAGACUCAACAGUGUAUAAGGACCAUUUUGUUAAUUUUAGUUUACUUGACCUUUCCUGUACAAUAAGUGAAAUGUUGGAUUUUAUUUCAAUAAAGUUGGACCUAUUUUGGAAAUGUAAAGAAGCUUUUUUAGAGCUGUAUAUGGAGUAAAUUAAAGCUGAUUUUAGUUAGAGUUCUGCACAUGUCAUCAUGUAACAUAACUGUUUAAUUUAUCUAAAUAAAAUAUUUCAUUUUUGUAGUGUG
This is a messenger RNA of Chelonia mydas (Green sea turtle), 5541 nucleotides long. RefSeq names its product EF-hand calcium binding domain 14 (gene EFCAB14). The record is from RefSeq and is a predicted model, not a curated record. Bases 250 to 1740 code for a protein of 496 amino acids. The transcript has 11 exons. Gene Ontology annotation, molecular function: calcium ion binding. NCBI's taxonomy places the organism in Eukaryota, Metazoa, Chordata, Testudines, Cheloniidae.